AUGUCGAAAGUCAACAAUGAAGAUGGUACCGAAGUCUCGAAGAGAGAUCGUCCUGAAGAUUCCGAGGAUACUGCCGAGCAAACUACCAAGAAAGCAAAGGUAGAAGAAUCCAAGGACGAAGCUGAGGCUAAGGACGCUCCAAACGACGAAGAGAAGAAGGAGGAAGCGAAUUCUGAGAAGAAUGGGGAGGGCGCAGAGGAAAAGACUGAGACUGUCAAGGAAGAGGACCCAACUCCUGCUCCAGCUCCAGCUCCAGUGCCUCAACCCGCAGCUUAUGCUCCAGCUGUAGUAGCAGCUCCCGCUGGUUUGCCAGCUCCCACUCAGCAAUCCUACGCCUUGCCGUCAGUCGCUGAUAAUCAAGUUAUUGAGGAACGUGGAGAAAUAUCGGCCUUGUACGUCGGCCGAGUUAUUGGCAAGGGUGGAGAGAUGAUUAGAGAUUUGCAAGCACGAUCCGCUUGUCGGAUUGAUGUGGAUCAGAAUGUUCCACCGGGUCAACCUCGCGUGAUUACCUACCAAGGAACAAAGAAGACUGUGGAUUUUGCCAAGCAUCUCGUGUAUCUUUUGUGUCAGGACAAUGGGUCCGAAGCGGAUCUUCCAUUAGGAGAGGCCAAGCGCGAGUAUCUUGUAGUUCCUGCGUCUUCUGUUGGAAAGAUUAUUGGCCGAGGUGGAGAGAUGAUUCGAGAUCUUCAGUCUCGUUCCCAAGCCAAGAUCCAGGUGGAUCACACUGGACACAGUGGUCUUGAUGUUUCUGAGAAACAAGUGACAAUUACGGGCACCGAAGUUGCUGUGCGAAAAGCAGUCGAAAUGGUGCUUUUCCUAGUUGCCAAUCCACUCAUGGAUGCCAUGCAAUCCAUCAACAUGCUAGCAGAGGAGAAGCUACGUACUGGCCAACAAUGGGGUUCAGGACCGCCCUAUCCAGGUCUACAGAACCAAGGCCAAAACAUGGAACCAGCUGCUGGAGGCUAUGGUGGGUACGAUCAGCAGCAAGGUUAUGGGGGAGCGCAAGCAGGAGCGUAUGGCGGCGGAGGUGGUGGGUACGGUGGUGCUGCUGCAGCUGCGGGUGCUGGCUAUGCCGGGGCGACACCAGCCUACCAACAGCAGUCCUCAGCCUAUGGGCAGUAUGGCGGUGGAGGUGGUGUCGAAAUCGAGAUGUUCUACGCGGCCAAGAACUUCAUGGGGAGAAUCAUUGGGCAAAAGGGUUGCACUAUCAACGAUCUCCAAAGAAGAAGUGCUUGCGACAUUCAAAUCAAUCAAGAUGUCGCGCCGGGACAGGAUUGCGAAAUCACAAUCAAGGGUUCUCGACAAGGAAUUGAAAUGGCAAAGCAAAUGCUUCGUGAGAUCAUUGAGAUUGGCCCAAACCACCCAUAUGCCGGUGGAAACUACUUUGCUGGAGGUCAACAACAAGGUGGUUAUGGCGGUGGUUAUCAACAACAAUCGCAAGGUGGUUACCAACAAGGUUAUGGUCAAGGAGGAAGUUACGGACAACAACAAGGAUACCAAGCUGGCGGCUAUGGUGGAUACCAAGCCAGUGCUUACGGACAACCGCAAGCAUCUCCAUAUGCUUCGUAUGGUGGAGCUCCUCAAGCUGCUGCACCCGUUGUAUCUGAUUGGAAAAGCGCGACAGCGCCAGAUGGACAGGUUUACUAUUACAAUCAACGAACAGGAGAGACUCAAUGGAACAAACCAAUUGGGAUGCCGUAA
Molecule: messenger RNA, 1701 nt
Organism: Cylindrotheca closterium
Lineage: Eukaryota; Bacillariophyta; Bacillariophyceae; Bacillariales; Bacillariaceae
Source: the annotation of a GenBank genome assembly